Molecule: messenger RNA, 402 nt
Organism: Fusarium redolens
Lineage: Eukaryota; Fungi; Ascomycota; Sordariomycetes; Hypocreales; Nectriaceae
Exons: 2
Coding region: 1-402 (133 amino acids)
Source: RefSeq, a predicted model, not a curated record
AUGUCGGCCAAACCAGAGUCUCUUACUCAGUGGGUUACAAAGCUCAACGAUACUCUGUUUAUUCAACCCAACGAUGAAAUCGCCAUCAAGGCCAUGGAAGAACAGGUUGAUUCAAGCCUGGUAACCAAGAUUAACCACAACGUGUAUACCUACGACCAAUUCAAAGGAGGACUCCUGUACGUCCGCGGCUCUACUACGGCGAUCCAAGACGAGUUUUCUGAGAUACUCUCAUGGGAGGACCCAGAGAAAGGGGAUGGCGUGGUGGCUGUUUUGAGCAAAUGGAGAACCAAGAAUAAAGAAACAGGCGAGGAGACGAAGAAGACUAAUGUCAUCCUCUGGGAGAUUAAGUUGAUUGAUGGGAAGCGGAAGCUUACCGGGCAGACUGAAGUAGAGGCUAUCUAG